Molecule: messenger RNA, 2071 nt
Organism: Lotus japonicus
Lineage: Eukaryota; Viridiplantae; Streptophyta; Magnoliopsida; Fabales; Fabaceae
Exons: 7
Coding region: 383-1834 (483 amino acids)
Molecular function (GO): phosphoprotein phosphatase activity
Source: RefSeq, a predicted model, not a curated record
UCUAACCCCAUUUGUUCCGACAAAAAAAUAAAAUUCCAUCCUCCAUUGUUUUCCCUCUCACUUUCUCAUUGGAGGGAAAACAUCGAAAAAUUUCACCUUAUUUUCUACUAAACAAAUCUAGGGUUUUCUACUCUGUUCCGUCUUCACUCUUCAGCUCAUUUUCUCUGAAUAAUUCUCUGUUAAUUUUCGGUUGCUGCUUUUCUUCUCUUGAUUUGAUUUCUCUGGUUAGAAGAAAAGCCAGUUUGAAUGCUGCGAGCUUAAUCGCUUUUGGGUUUUGUAUAAGGGCCAGGGUAAGGGUUGGUGCUCUGGAACUUUAUUUGCUGCUUUGAUUACUCCCUCGAAAGUCAGCCAAGUCGUCCCACAUUCAUCUUGAAGUGUAGACAUGCAAACUAAGAAGAAAGCCUCCAGGCGAAAUGCUAGUAAAGAGUGCGGCAGUGUUAGGGUUUCAAGAGCACAGAAGAAUCUCUCUGAAAAUGGUCAAGUGGUUGAAAAGAAAGUCGCUAACUUAAUCACAUCAUCUGCUCGAAAGAAUAAAUCUUCUUCAGUUAGAAAACUUGAGAAUAAAGCUGGAAAGCCAACACCCUCAGCAGACUUGAAUAAUGGGCAUGACUUUAUGGACAAUGGCACUUCCAAUGCUUAUUUGGAAAAUGAUGCAGCUGAGGGUGCUUCUGUAGAUUUUUCGGUAAUUCAAGGUUGUACCAAGCAAGCUGUACCGCUGGAAUCUGGAACUAUAUUUUCUCCUGGGUUUCACUUAUCCAAAGGUUCUGGAGGAAAAGUUGACAGAGUUGAUUUUAUCAAAAUUUUUCAGAACGAGGAUCAAAAAAGCAUUUCUCCAGACCAUGAGAUAGAGUUACCACAGGAAGAUACUAUUGAUGGUCAUGUUAGUCAUUAUUCUGACUCUGCAAUGGAUAUAGACAUAGUCAAUUCAUCAAACUACUCCAAUACACAGAAAUGUGGUGAUCAUAUGCUUGCUCUAAGCACACAAAAUGUGAAUGGUUGUGAUUCUGAUUUUGAUGGAAAUAGUAUUUCCAUGGAAGUUUCUGCCGUAUAUCUUUCCAUGAAAAACUCAAAGCUGGAAUGUGUUGAUGAGCAUGGUCAGGAUUCCAUGACUUCUGAUAUCCCAGAGGAUGAUGAAUUUGAGGAAUUUGAGGACUUUGACCCUUACUUAUUCAUAAAGACCUUACCAGAGUUGUCAACAGUAGUUCCAACUUUUAGACGUUUGUUGCUACCUAAGCAGACAAGGAGUUGCCCUCCGAUUACUCUUGUCCUGGACUUGGAUGAAACUUUGGUGCAUUCUACACUAGAGCCUUGUGAGGAUGUGGACUUCACUUUUCCUGUUAAUUUUAACUCUGAGGAGCACAUUGUCUAUGUACGCUGCCGUCCUUACCUGAAAGAUUUCCUUGAGAGAGUUUCUGGUCUUUUUGAGAUUAUCAUAUUUACAGCCAGUCAAAGUAUUUAUGCUGAACAACUUCUAAAUAUUCUUGAUCCAAAGCGGAAGAUAUUUCGCCACCGUGUAUAUCGGGAAUCCUGUGUUUAUGUUGAGGGGAAUUACCUCAAAGAUUUAACAGUUCUUGGUCGUGAUUUGGCUCGUGUUAUGAUAAUUGACAACUCACCACAGGCAUUUGGGUUCCAGGUGGAUAACGGUAUACCGAUUGAGAGUUGGUUUGAUGAUCGUUCAGAUCAAGAAUUGCUUCUGUUACUUCCAUUCUUGGAGAGCUUAGUUGGAGUUGAUGAUGUCCGGCCUCUAAUUGCAAAGAAGUUCAACCUCAGGGAGAAAAUUGCUGCAGCUGUGCAUCCUCUAAAUGCAAAUGGAAGGCAUUUCUUAUCAGAAUGAAGUGUGGGUUAUACAAUGUUGAGGAACGGAGAGCACUUUUCUAUGUUACAACAUUCUUAGUUAUUAUCAGCAAUACCAUUCUCUUUGUUGUGGAAGUUUGUUAUGGAUAUGUAUUGAGCCAGAAAAAUGAAGGGGAGGCCACUGUUCGAUGACUCGUGUGAUGCUUGGCUGGUCACUGUUCUGGCAAUAAACAAUUAUCAAUUAUUUAAUUUAUAUAUCUAUAUUUAUAUUGUACGC